GCUGGGGCCGGGGGCGGCCGGGACCCGGGCUCGUGUGAUGGGAGGGGGCGGGAGGUCCGCCUUGACGAAACCCUCCCUCCUGGGCGCCCCCAUGCCUCCCCUGUUCUCCCUCGGGCGCUGCCCCCUCUGGGCCUCAGUUUCCCCACCCGUGAAAUGGACUUCAGGAUGGCAGCCACCUCCCAGAGAGUUAGUGGUGAAUAUAGGAGCUGGCAGGAACUGGCAAAUUCCGAGCGGUCCACGAGCAGGAGCUGGGGGACUCAAGAGAUCCUGGCCGCAGAAGAAGAAGUGGCCCAGAGCCUUCUGGAUGCGAAGGAGCGGGCGCACCAGGGGGGCGCCGAGUUGCAGCAGCUCGAAGCUGAGCUCCGGAAGGCCGGCGAGGAGGACACCCGUCUGAAGGCCAGCCUCCUUCAGCUCACCACAGAGCUGGAGGAGCUCAAGGAGACCGAGGCCAGUCUCGAGAGGCAGGAGAGGGAAGUUGACGAAGACACGACUGUCACCAUCCCUUCGGCCGUGUAUGUGGCUCAGCUUUAUCGCCAGAUUAGUAAAAUUGAGUGGGACUAUGAGUGUGAGCCAGGGAUGGUCAAAGGCAUUCAUCACGGCCCCAGCGUCGCCCAGCCUGUCCAGCUGGACAGCACCCAGCUCUCCAAGAAGUUCAUCAGCGACUAUCUCUGGAACUUGGUAGACACGGACUGGUAGCCCGGAGCCUCAAGGACGCGUCCGCACACGGCACGAGUCAGUGUGGUGGGUGGUCGGUGCCUCAGCGGGGAGAGGAGCUGAAAAUUAAAUGUUUCUCCAGAGA
This is a messenger RNA of Panthera uncia (snow leopard), 799 nucleotides long. It is a transcript of the gene SPC24, whose product is annotated as SPC24 component of NDC80 kinetochore complex. The coding region runs from base 154 to 696 and encodes 180 amino acids. The transcript has 5 exons. Lineage: Eukaryota; Metazoa; Chordata; Mammalia; Carnivora; Felidae. The record is from RefSeq and is a predicted model, not a curated record.